Messenger RNA from Ahaetulla prasina, 5787 nucleotides. RefSeq names its product CKLF like MARVEL transmembrane domain containing 3 (gene CMTM3). The transcript is spliced from 5 exons. Gene Ontology annotation, cellular component: membrane. NCBI's taxonomy places the organism in Eukaryota, Metazoa, Chordata, Lepidosauria, Squamata, Colubridae. The record is from RefSeq and is a predicted model, not a curated record. Bases 260 to 778 code for a protein of 172 amino acids.
CCCCAGCCCCGACCCGGAUUGGUGGCCGCGCGCAAAAGAUAGUGCGGGUUUGCCCGAUUUCCGUCCCGUUUCCGUUUUCCUCCUCCGGAGAGCCAGAAAAGAAAAUAUAAAAGAAAAGAAAAGAAAAGAAAAGAAAAGAAAAGAAAAGAAAAGAAAAGAAAAGAAAAAAAAAUUCCUCGGGGGUUGCGCUUCUUGCAAAGCCGCCGGCGGAGUCGCCUGCCUUCCUCUUGGCAAGCAAAGCGCUCCGAACUCCGAAGCAAUGGAGCGCUGCGAAGGAGAAGAGCCCGAUCCGGCCGAGGUGCCGCCGGGGACUCGCCUGUUGCUGGCCUUCAAAGGCUUCCUGAGCUCCCGCAAAGGGCUGCUGCUCCUGGCCCAGGCGGCCCUCUCCUUUAUCAUCUUCAUCUGCUACAUCGCUUCGACAGCUGCACCCUUCAUGAUGGUGCCAUUACUGACAUUUCUAGUCGCUUUGGGCUUUUUCCUUUCCUAUUCCCUGAAGCUGAAUGAGAAGUUCCGAGGCAUCUAUUGGCUUUUGGGGGAUUUUUUGUGUGGAAUUAUUGCUGCUAUUAUAUAUUUUGCCAUCUCCAUUGCUGCCGUUUCAAAAUAUACGGACACCGCCUCGAAGGCAGCGGGGGUAUUUGGGUUUAUCACCACCAUCGUCUAUUGUGUCUAUGUCUAUUUCACCUUUAACGACCUGGCAACAUUUCUAAAACAGGAAGAUUCCUCCGACGCCCCCAGAUCACAGAAGUCAGAAAAUGACUCAGAUUCAGAUUCCGACUGAAAUAACAGAAUCUUUGAUGAAUGGCAGAACCUUGAUGGAAAAUGAGGAAGCCGUAAAGAGGAAAAGAAAAAGGCAAAGAGAAAAAGCAGAAGCAAAAUGAAUCUUUUGAGUAUUUUAACCUUUUUUUCAGUGAACUUGAAUAUUUUAACCUUUUUCAGUGAACGUUACAGAUUGUUGUUACUACAACUGGGAUCACCAAAAUCGUGCUGGGAAUAUUAUUGUGUAUAAUUUACACACGAGAACUUGACCUGCUGCUGUCUGAAGCUCAUUUAGCACUGCAGUAGAUUUUUCUAGCCAAACCUUUUAUGAACUUACGUUACCCAGGGUGUAUAAAGAAAUCAUUAACAUCUUGCAACACGGAGUUUCUUCAGCAGUAUUCAUAAUACCCAGAUCAAGCUUAUAAUCUUUUAAUAUCUCUUUCUUUUUUUUCUACUUAUACCAAGGUUUUUGUUCUUGAGUUCAGAAGACAAUAGCUUACUUGUUAGAAGGGGGGCUUGAUUUUAAAACUUAGACUGAAUUGAAACUCGGGACAAAAUUCAGCAAUAAUGAAAAUAAAUUUAAGUCCCUAAUGAAUAAAGCCAAAGUAAGAUGAUUCCUUAAAAUCAUCUCUCGUAUUCAGUAACUAUAGGCCUAGACAUACCCAAGCCCCACGUUAAUAGAUCCUUCCUCAAGAAAGAAAUGUGAUGAACGUGACUUCCUCUCACAACUUUUGUGAUUGUCUGCCUGGCUUCAUGAAAUCAGAGGCACAGAAACACAGCGUGGGUAGUGAUCGCACAGUGCCUAGGCCUUUGAUAGCCACACCAGCCAAGCAAAUCUUUAUUACAGUCAUCUACCAGCAUAAGAAGGGUGAAAUAUAAAAAAUAAUUUGAGAGAGGUUACACACAUUAAAAAAUUAACUGAAAUAUUUUAUAUAUAGGUUUUUAAAACUGUUUUAACUUUAUAAAUUAUUGAUUGUAUUCUGGCCUAUGACCAGGGGUGAAAUCCAGCAGUUUCUGACAGGUUCUGGAGAACUGGUAGCAGAAAUUUUGAGUUGUUCAGAGAACCGGCAAAUACCACCUCUGGCUGGCCCCAGGGUGGGGUGGAAAUGGAGAUUUUGCAAUAUCCUUCCCCCAGGAGUGGGGUGGGAAUGGAGAUUUUGCAGUAUCCUUCCCCUGCCAUGCCCACCAAGCCACACCACACCCAUCAAGCCACACCCACAGAACCGGUAGUAAAAAAAAUUGGAUUUCACCACUGCCUAUGACCAUAAUAAAGAUUUGCUUUGAUUGACAGCUCCACCAGUAAUUAUGAGGAGUGGUGAGCUAUAGAAAACUACACAAGAUACAGUGCAUUGUUUCUCAGCGGUGUACAUGCUCUCUUGAUCCAAAACUAGAAUUACCAAAAAUAAUCUCAGGAUAAUGUGAACCAGGCAUGCAAUUCCUCCUGCUUCCGAUUUUUGUUUUUCCGCUCGCAUAUACCAGUCCUUGCUUAAGGACCGCCCUGUUUAUCAAUGGUUCUAAGUUACAACAGUGCUGAAAAAAUACCUUUACAGCUGGUCCACCCACGUGGUGACCGUUGCAGCAUCCCUGCAAUUUUUGUGAUUGCCAUUUCCGUGCUUUGCAUUAUGACCAUCGCAGUGUCCUGCAGCCAACAUAAACAUUUUAUGCCCUUCACAACCGGCUGCUGACAAGCAGAGUCCAGGGAGAAGCUGCCGGUCAAAACCCAAGUCAUGGUCACUUUGAAGUCUCGCUUAAUGACCUGGGGUGUCUCAAUAACCACAGCUGAAGUGAGGGCACGUAAGGCAAGGCUGUUUUAGUCACGUGAUGUUGGGACUCCAGCCCCCAAACCUGGCCCCAUGCCCGAAAGUGACUCAGAAAGUGAGGGGGAAGGGCCAGUAAGGCUUACCUCGGGAGCACCGAUUCCUUUGGCUCAGCUCCAGGAGUCAGAACCAGACCAGUCGGAGGACGUAAUGAGGCCGUCAUCCCCUGAUUCCUCCCUUCCCCAGGCUACCAGCUGAUAAUAAUAAUCAAGCUUGGCUUGACCCACGCUUCAGAAGAUUAGAAAGGCGGCGUCAUCAAAAGGAAGCUCCUGCCCCACCCCACGGGAUAUAUAAGGAGCUUUGGGACUGCUCUCACUCCACGGGAAGCAAAGUUUAGCUGAUCCGUUUCAAAAAGAGCUUUAAGUCUUGCUACGUGAGUCAUUUGUUUGAACUUUGGCAGGCAGCUGCGAUUUCUCUGCCAGGACUGAUAAGAGCCGUGAAUCCACUGGCUGAAGGCCAGCUCGUGGGUCUGAAGUGGGGAAGGAGACAGAACACGUGACGUCUCCCUUAACAAUGGCACUUCUUAGCAAGAGUUGCCAGUCCAAAUAGUGAUAACUAAACAAGGACUACCUAUAAUGAAGGAAACUAUGAUGCAAUGUAUCGUUACCCAAUAUUUAAUAUGCUUAGUACCGAUUUGUAUUAGUUUUGUAGGGCAGGGUCAGUUAUCAAGACAAAGCAAACACAUCUUUUCUUUUGAUAAACCUCACAGGCAGGUUCCUGGCAAUAAGAGAAGGAAGGACCCAGCAGGCUGGCUUCUGAACUGGGUUAUCACAACAGUUUAGCUACGUUCCAGUUCGCGUUUCUCAGGAAUUCCCCUGAGGACCAUUUUACCGUCUUUGCUUCUUUUUAUAUAGUCAUUUACAUGUGGUUUAAUCUGAUUUUUUUUUUCAAUCGAAGGAAACCUAGCGCGCAUGUCAAAGGGAAGAAGGAACUAUAGAUGGAGUAAAUCUAUAUCAAUAUUUCCUUUUAAGGUGUUCACUAGCUUUCGUAUUACUGUAUUUUUUGGAGUAUAAGACGCUCCAGACUAUAAAACGCACCUACCUUUUUUGCUGAGGAAAACAAGAAAAAGAAACCUACCUCCCAGCAAUUUUGCCUCCUUGCAGCAAACAGCAAACAGCCUGCUUUACCUUCAUUUUCGUUUUCAGCAUAGCUUGAUUAGCACAAGGGGAAAAAAAAAUCUGCUCCCAGCAAUUUACCUCCUUGCAGCAAGCAGCAGAGGCCCAUGCAAAACAGCUGAGAGACGGGAGGCCGAUCCAAGGAACAAUCAACUUGUGCUAAUCAGGCUGUGCUGAAGCUGAAAUGGGCUGUUUUUUCUUGCUGCCUGAUGGAAGGAGGUAAAUUGCUGGGAGGCAGAAGCCAAAGGUGGGGGCCAGUGGGUGGGCAGGGCUACAUUCGGUGUAUAAGACGCACCCAAAUUUUCACUCCCUUUUAGGGAGGGAAAGGUACAUCUUAUACUCCGAAAAAUACGAUAUUUAAAUAUCUGCACUAUCUGGAAAGAUCUGGGUAUUUCAGAUGUGAGAACAAUCAGAAUGCCCUAUUCUUGGCUACCUUAAUAACUUUUCUGUUCAGGGAAACCAUUCAGUUUUGUUUUGUUUUUUGUUUGAAAUAAUCUUUGCAUUACAGAUUUCAGACAAAUUUUGGUUUGUAAUUCAGAUGCCUUAGUAACAACAGGAUUCAAAACCUGAAUAAUAUGCAAAAAAGCAGAGCAAAAAUAUUUUUGACCAGCUCAUCAAAAACAAUAUCCAAGAACGAAUGUUUAAUUGUAAAAUUUGAAUGUUCCAGAAAUAGAUAAAGGAUAUGCAGUGUUUCACUGGCAGGCAGGUGGUGUUAAUGUAAAGGUUCCCCUCGCACAUACGUGCUAGUCGUUCCUGACUCUAGGGGGCAGUGCUCAUCUCCGUUUCAAAGCCGAAGAGCCAGCGCUGUCCGAAGACGUCUCCGUGGUCAUGUGGCCGGCAUGACUCAAUGCCAAAGGCGCACGGAACGCUGUUACCUUCCCACCAAGGUGGUCCCUAUUUUUUCUACUUGCAUUUUUAUGUGCUUUCGAAACUGCUAGGUUGGCAGAAGCUGGGACAAGUAACGGGAGCUCACCCCGUUACACGGCAGCACUAGGGAUUCGAACUGCUGAGCUGCCGACCUUUCGAUCGACAAGCUCAACGUCCUAGCCUCUGAGCCACCAUGUCCCUUUAAUGUACCUAUGUUAAUGUACCUGUGGAAAUCAACAGAAUCAUAGCAAUUAAGGCUAUUAAGUCAUAAUUUACUUGUCUGUUUCUUAAACAACAUCUCUGGAAUAUAAUUUUGCCUGUACAAAUUCAAUUCUGGAAUUUGUACACUGGUACGCUUGAUUUAAGAUUAGGCAAUCUCAGGUUAUGUCUAAAAUAACAAAUUUGAAACAGCCUUAAAAGCAUUGGUAUCUAGAAGUCACUUCAGUAACAGUAUACAAAAUGAGAAGCUCAGUUCCAUUAUAUUAAAACUUGCAUGAUUUAGAAAGACAUGCUGCUGUUUAUAACUGGACUGAGAAAUGGGGUUACGAUUUGAUUAUGUGAAUCUUAUGUUAUCCGAAUUUUGUAAUCUUUUGAUAUUAUGUUAGCCUGUUUUUACUGGAAAUGUAUUUUAUAAAAAGAAAAGUACUUUUGCCUCGAGUAAUUACUUACGCAUGCAACUGAAUCCUCAAGGUAACCACAUCAAAGGUAGUUUGAUGGGUGUCCGUAAUUGGCAAUGUAAUGUCUUAGCUUUUUUUAUUUUUAAAAAGUUCAUAUUAGGCACUUUUUAAAUACAGAGAAAUUGCUAACACUAAAAAGGGUUGCAGUAAACAAUUAUUUAUACAUUAGGGCUGAGAAAUUCAUUCAGCGGAUAUGCCUCUCAACCUUUGGCUUGGAACAUCGAAGUCUCCAUUGACCAAGGCAAAUGAUACAGGUAAUCUGACCAAGACUUACGAUGCAAUCCAGGGGUGAAAUCCAGCAGUUUCUGACAGGUUCUGGAGAACCGGUAGUGGAAAUUUUGAAUAGUUUGGAGAACUGGCAAAUACCACCUCUGGCUGGCCCCAGAGUGGGGUGGGAAUGGCGAUUUUGCAAUAUCCUUCCCCCAGGAGUGGGGAGGAAAUGGGGAUUUUGUAGUAUCCUUCCCCUGCCAUGCCCACUAAGCCACACCACGCCAAAAUUUUUUACUACCAGUUCUGUGGGCGUGGCUUGGUGGGCAUGGCAGGAGGAGGAUCCUG